Messenger RNA from Anolis sagrei ordinatus, 5672 nucleotides. RefSeq names its product junctophilin 4 (gene JPH4). Gene Ontology annotation, cellular component: endoplasmic reticulum membrane; junctional membrane complex; plasma membrane. NCBI's taxonomy places the organism in Eukaryota, Metazoa, Chordata, Lepidosauria, Squamata, Anolidae. The record is from RefSeq and is a predicted model, not a curated record. Gene Ontology annotation, biological process: regulation of synaptic plasticity.
UUUAAUAACAUGAUAAACCCCUCUCUAGCCCGCCCACAGUAUAUCCCCCCUUCUAAUUCUCCAUCCCUUCAAGGGACCUUCGGGGGCUUCCUCUGCACACGUUUGCUCGCAAGGCUGCCUCCAUCUAGAUCUUUUCUCUCCCUUCGCCGCUUUCCCCACCACCACCCCAUUGCCUUCUUGCUUUCCACUUGAGCGUGGUUGAUUUUUUUCCAUUCUUCCCAUCUGACAAUUUAUCUUCCCCCAGGGAAAUGGGGGGGAACAUAAUCAUCUCUUUUUCAGCCUCGCAUUGCUCCUUCCCAUCCUUUUUCCAAUAAAGGCCUAUUAUUUAUUUAUAUCCAUAUUGCAAUAUUUAAUUAUUCCUCCAUUUUGCGGGAAGCAGGGAGGGGAUGUCCAGAGCCUUCCUCCGUUUUUUCGGCGAGGGUUUUCCCCCACCCACCCACGCAGACCUCUCUCGCCUUGGAUUUGCGCCUUCUGUGAUAUUUUUCCUGCUGAUCCAUGUUCAAUUGAAUCGCCACCUGAGGUCUCCCAUCUUCUACCAUUCCCAUUCUUUUUCUGGUUUCUUUCCCCCUUCUUCUUCUUCUUUUUCUCCUUCUUGUUUUGCAUUUCAUUUCCCAGCUGACAUUGUUCAGUCUCUUGGCUCCUGGGUGGCCACUUGAUUUUGCAUCCUUCCUCCAUCCCAACACAUAUGCAUCUAGGUUUCAUCCUAUUCCCACCUGAUUUCUGCAUCUGAAAUCUACCUCUGUUCAUUUGCCUUUGGCUAGGCAUCCCUCACCCCACCCCAUCCCUUACACUGACACAUUUCUGCCUUUCCUCUCCAUCCUCCCUCUCUCAUGUUUUCGGCAGCUAUUUCUUUUUUUCUACCAAAACCCAUCGCAAGCCUCCUGCCCUGGGUUGUGUGUUUCCUUCCCAGCACGACCAGUGGGAUUCCCAGCUGAGAUUUCUCCCCGCUGAUGCGCUCGCUGGAGGCUUGGGUGUGUCUGUUAUCUUACCCUGCUUUUCUAGAAGCGUGUGCCUCAUCUUAUUUUUCCUCUGCUGGCUCAAGAACAGAACACAUGGUUGUCUCCUUCUCCUUUGUACCAUGAGGUCUUCUUCAGCAGCCCUGUUGCCUCUCCUCCAUCCUUUGAAGGAGCUGCCCAGUUUUUGUGAAAACCCAGCUAUCCUCUGAACUGUCCCUGCUCCUGUUGAGCCCAUGUGGGCAUCAACAGGGGGAAGACCAGAGGCCAGAAGGUUGACUGUUAUUAUUGAUACCUGAAGCCGGACCAAUUCAGACCCUCCAUUCACUUGUGGCCUGACCCCCACCAAGUCCAGCUGGAAAAGCCAAGCGGAGGACCCUUUGGACGGCAACCAACCAACGACAACAUCACUGCCCCUUCCUGAAUUGCUGCAACACCGCUGCCUAUGACUGCCCAGGCUGAUUUGUGUACAUAAAACGCCAAGGAGUUGCCCUCGGACCAGUCUGCAAUUCAAGACCACCAUAUGCCUGUAAACCGGAGGCCGCUGGGCCUUCCUGUGCCCAUAACCACGAGGAGUCGUUUACGGCCCUCCUUCUUCUAACCAGCGAAAUCAGCUGAGGAACGCUGUCUGGGACUCCAAAAGCAGCCGACCAAAUGCUUACCUCUAGGAACGCUGUACUCUGAUCACAAGGGACCUCUAGGAACGCUAGAAUGUUUGGUGCUGGCUGGAGAAAUCCAAGCUUUCUUCUUGGUUUGGAGCCCUCCAAAGACUGCUGCCAAAGAACAACCUGAAAUGCCGUUAGCUUCACCACACACCUGUACAGUCAAAGGAAGUUCAGGCCUUUCUGGAUAACCUAGAGCCAGCUAGCUCCUGGGGGACUGCGAGUUACCAGAUAGAGAGAGUUAAGCUGGUCCUAACAGACUUGCAAUUUCUGGGCACACCUAUGACUGGAGAUCUCUUGGAGUGUCAGUAUUAUGCAAGUAGCCAGAAAACCCCAACAAUUAUAUUCUGAAUUGUUCUUGUGGGCAGGCUCCUCAAAGCUGGUGCUUUCCUGCAAUUACCCUAACACAAGCAAUCAGUCACAGAUAAUCAGAGGUGUCCAUUGACUUCAAAAUCUGUAGUGAGCAAUGUAAAUGUCGGUAUAGCUCUAUUGCAUAUCCAUAGACACCAGGUGUUGGCCCUGCCCAGUGUUUUUAAGUUUCCUUCAGUUUUGGCGAACAGAGACGCUUGGUAUAGCUGGACUGUUUCUUUGCAGGUCCUCGCAUGCAGUAACCAAAAAAAUCCCAGUCUUGGUCAAGCUAUAGCUAUAGUCUUAGAACUUUGGGUGGAGGCCUCAAGCUCAAGGAAAGAGGAUAGUUGCCAGAUGUCUGACUCUGAGGAAGGGGGCUGAAAUUUGCCCAUUUGGGGGGCAGCGCCAUGUAAAGGCGCCCCGCGUUGGGGGAACGGAGAUGCAUGCCGGGACUUGUGGGUAACUGUCACCCGACUGGCCGGGGAGCAAACGUUUCAUGAAUGUCCAACGGAGGCAGGUUCGAGUUUGACGAUGGCGGCUGCUAUGUGGGUGACUGGGAGGAGGGCCGGGCACAUGGCUACGGCGUCUGCACCGGCCCCGGAGCCCAGGGGGAGUACAGCGGGCGAUGGAGUCGGGGCUUUGAGUCCCUGGGCGUCUACACCUGGCCCAGCGGGAACACCUACCAAGGCCACUGGAGUCAAGGCAAGCGCAGUGGACUGGGCGUGGAGCGCAAGAGCAAGUGGAGCUACAAGGGGGAGUGGAGCCAUGGGCUGAAGGGGCGCUCGGGGGUUUGGGAGAGCCAUUCUGGAGUCAUCUAUGAAGGCAUGUGGCGUGAAGGACUACAGGAUGGAUACGGCAUGGAGACUUAUGCAGAUGGAGGUACCUACCAGGGCCAGUGGCAGUCCGGUAAGCGGCACGGGUAUGGAGUCCGCCAAAGUGUCCCUUACCGGCAAGCUGCCCUGGUCCGCUCCCCACGCCGGACCUCUCUGGAAUCGCUGCCCAGUGAGAUUGACCCCAAUGCUCCUUCUUUGCCCCUUCCUCCUCCCCCAAUGGCCCCACCACCACUCCCUGGGGACAGCCCGGCCUCUGGAUCUAGGGGUGGCUUUGUUUUGGCCUUCCCGGGCGACCCAGACUUCCCCAAGGGUGCCAAGAAGAAAGCGGGGGGCUUCUUCCGGCGAUCUUUGCUCCUGAGUGGGCUACGGGUCCGGAGGGCUGAAUCGAAGGCCUCUUUGGGCAGCAAGCGGGGGUCCCUCAAGAGUGAGGCAGGGGUCAGCUCGGCCGGGAGCGAAGCCACGACACUCAGCUAUGCUGAGACAGAGCCUCCUGAGUUGCCUUCAACGCUGACCAUCGAAGGGUCAUCCACCGAGGUCUAUGCCGGAGAGUGGAGAGCUGACCGCCGCAGCGGCUAUGGGGUGAGCCGCCGUUCCAAUGGCCUGAGAUACGAGGGCGAGUGGCUGGGCAAUCGGCGGCACGGCUAUGGACGGACCACCUACCCCGAUGGCACCAAGGAAGAGGGGAAGUACAAGCUCAACCGGUUGGUGAGCGGGAAGGUGAAGAACUUGAUCCCCCUUCGCCGGAGCAAGGUCAAGGAGAAAGUGGACCGGGCCGUGGAAGUGGCCAGGAGAGCGGUCAGCAUGGCGCGGCAGAAGCAGGAGCUGGCCAUUACCAGGGCUGCAGAUGCUCGUCUGAAAGCUGCCGCUGCACUCGCUGCAGCCGAGAAAGCCCUGGAAGCUGGACGCCUGGCCAAAAUUUUGGCCCAAGAACUGCAACCCAUCCUAACUGAACCUGAGCCUCGUGGCCAGUUGGAUUCUGAAGGCACCGACACCGACUACCAGGAGUACGACAGCCCACGGGUCUAUGAGAAUGGCAUCACCCCGUCGGACGUUACCCCAGACCCAAGCCUCCCUCCCAGUUACCCUCCUACGCCGCUGCAGCCCUGGCGAGGGGACCCUCGGCGGACUUGGCCCCCCUUGGAGAACGGGGGUCCCCGCCAGUUCCUGCCCGAGGCCUCUGACCCCGAGGACGAGUGGGGCUGCCGCGGCAGUUUCCCCUCUCGGACACCAGGAUUUGCCCCCGAGGGGCUGUGGGAGGGGGAGGAGGAGCAGGAGCAGUUGAGCAGCUACGAAGCGGAAGAGGAAGACUACGGGAGGGUCCCCCGGCACCCCCAGAUGCUGGGCAGCCCUGCCAGUGGCAGCUCCGGCAGCCUCCGAGAGGAGGAGGAAGACGAAGAGGAGGAAGAAGGGGCAGCUUCCAGGCCUUUUGCUGGGGAGGCCCAGGUAGAUCCAGCACCCGCCGGAGUCCUUGGGGCCCCUGAACUACAGGUGGAGGAAGUGCUUGGGAACGCAAGGCCCCCAGUAGCAGAAAAAGAGGAGGCCCUUGGAGAUGUGCGGAGAAGGAAGAGACAGGGAGCCCAUCCUCUGGUCAUUGCUGCCGUCCUGCUGGUUGACGUGAGCCUGGCCUACCUGUUCUCGCUUCUCCUCACCUGAGACAGGCGGAAACCAAGGGGGCGCUUUGGACCCCGUUUCCUCGACGGUUUGGGAACAGACUCUUUUCCAUCCUCUGCCUUUCUACCUUGCCCCCCUUUUUCUCUUUUUCACAUAUCUUUUACCCCACCCACCUCCCUUCCUGCCCCCUAACCCCCUUUUGACCCUUUCUAGAUUGUUUACAUACGAAGGGCUCUCUUUCUACUGGAGAUUUCUCUGUUUUUUCUUGCUAUCUCUCCGAAACUACGACCACACCUCCCAUCUUCCACCUCUUUCUCACCUUUCCCCCCCAAUCUUUCCACCCAUCCAGCCCCAUCCAUCUUUCUGGACCACAUUUUGCAAAAGUGGGGCAUUUUUUAAAAAACCUGUCUUCGUCUAUGCUUUGGGGAGAGAAUCACGUUUAGAUUCAGCGAUGCGUUUGCGCCUCAAGAGGCACGAAAGUGUUGACAAUAGGGAGCUUCGACCUGUCUUGCCCCUUUCCUCCUCUCUCCCUCUCUCCCUUCAACUUUAGGAGAUCUAUUGGCCUGACAAGAAAGGGAAAACUAAGCUCUCCUCCAUUCCUGUACACAUAAACAUCGUCUUUUUCUAUCAGUCUCCUUCCAAGAUGCUCUCUUGAAAUUCUGAAUUUUGAAGAAGGGGCCAAUUAUUUCCUAAUCCAAGGGAAUCAAUUUCCCUUGCAGCCCUCCCCUUUUCGACCACUAGAUGGUGCUGUGGGGUGGAAGGAGCAAAAAAAGCAGAGCAAAUUUUCAAAAUUUGGGGAGCAUUCAAGAGGAUGGUUUUUGUCUUUCUCUCUGUUUUUUUUUUCCCUCUUCUUUUCCAUAUUCAUGUUUCUCUCUCUCUCUCUUACCUUCUCUCUCUCUCCGCCACCUCCUUUUCCCAAGGGAACCGGAACCUUCUUUUCGAACAAACAAACAAAAAGAAGAAAAGGGGGGAAAAAAGUUAAAAAACUUUUUAUUUACGCUUUUAUAAACAUUUUUCUCGCAGCGUUUGAAUAAUAAAAUUAAAUACUAUAAACUAACGAGAGGGUGAAAGGGAGAUUCCUUUUGCUUGGGAGAAGAGGGAUUUUUCACAAAGAGGACUGUGGAAUUCCCAUAAAUAGCAAGUCUAGAUGGGGGAAAAGUGGGUAUUUGCUGCAGGACCAAAUUGGAAAAAAAUGCCUCUUUAAGGCAGCAGAAGUGUGUCUGGGCCAAAGGUAUGAAGUUCUAGAAAAUAUAUAUAUAUACACA